AUGUUGGCCUUCUCUACAGAAUACCUGCAUGUACCUACUACUAAGUAUCCUCUGGGUAAACGACAUGAUAACGCGUGUGAGAAGCUUGGAGAAUCUCUUCCAGCCGCACACCUGGUUCCUUCGGGACCGGUUACACACAGCAUUCGCUUGUUUUACGAAGUAAAAGGACGUGUCUACCCCCGAACGUCGCAAAUCACAGUCACCGAACGACUGAUGGGUUUCAUCUUCAUUUCGACAAGCAACUGGCUUUUUUGGCGAGACGGGUUUGUAUUUUCCGGGUCACGGGAGCAGUUGACCAGGUCCAAGUGGUUUGUCCUGUGUUAUUGUAGAUCAAACCCCCACCUCCAGGUUGUGAUAAAGCAGGCAACUAACUAUUAA
Fusarium graminearum PH-1 is the source of this 378-nucleotide messenger RNA. RefSeq lists its product as uncharacterized. The coding region runs from base 1 to 378 and encodes 125 amino acids. The record is from RefSeq and is a predicted model, not a curated record. NCBI's taxonomy places the organism in Eukaryota, Fungi, Ascomycota, Sordariomycetes, Hypocreales, Nectriaceae. The transcript has 6 exons.